GCGUCAUUUAAUUUUUUCGACUUGUUGUGCCAAUUUGUUCGGACGGCGAAGGAUUCAGCCAUGCAAACUGCUCAGCCGGUUCUGAGCUUGAGACCCGGCGGCGGCGGCGGAAGUAGUUUGUUCGGCUCUCGCUUCGUUUCCUCUUCGGCUUCCAGUUUUGAUCCCACCGGAUUCCGCCGUCGCGGUGGUUCCCCGGCUGUUCCUCGCUCCAAGAAUGAUGAAUCUCUUCAUGAGGCCCAUGGAUGCGUACGUUACACGCGAGACCAGCUGCUUGAACUACGGAAGGCUGUUAAAAUCCCGGACAGUGUUCUGAAAGCCAAACUAGUAGUUGAAUCUGAGCUAUUUGGCAAAGAUGCCGAUCAUGGCCGUGUGAAGAGCUAUUAUUCACAUGGCCAAUCCCAAAGUCAAUAUGCUGUGCCUGAUAAUCGCGACUGGGGGAACCAAUCUUUUAAGCAGGAAUUUAUUAGGAGAGAUCAUAUAAACUCACAGUCGGCAACAUCCCAUAUAUCUCCAAACCAAGUGGGAGGAGGACCAACUGCUGCUCUAAUAAAAGCGAAGGUACCAUGGUCUGCAAGAAGAGGCCAACUGUCUGAAAAGGAGCGUGUUUUGAAAACUGUUAAGGGCAUACUUAACAAGCUGACUCCAGAGAAGUUUGAUCUCCUUAAAGGCCAACUUAUAGAGGCCGGCAUAUCUAGUGCUGAUAUUUUGAAGGGUGUGAUUGGGUUGAUAUUUGACAAGGCUGUUUUGGAGCCAACAUUUUGCCCAAUGUAUGCCCAAUUGUGUGCUGACCUCAACGAGAAGCUACCGCCAUUCCCUUCUGAUGAACCUGGCGGGAAGGAAAUAACGUUCAAGCGAGUUCUCUUAAAUAACUGUCAGGAGGCCUUUGAAGGGUCUGACAAUCUGCCGGAAGAGGUCAAACAGUUGACCUCUCCCGAGCAGGAGUCAGGAAGUAAAGAUAAAGAAAGGUUGGCCAAACUGCGCACUCUUGGUAACAUCCGUCUUAUUGGGGAGCUUUUGAAGCAAAAUAUGGUUACAGAGAGGAUUGUUCAUCACAUUGUUAAGGAACUUUUAGGGUCAGAUAUGGAAAGCUGCCCAGAAGAGGAGAAUGUUGAAUCCAUCUGUCAGUUCUUCAAGACCAUUGGGAAACAGAUUGAUGAGAACAAAAGGUCAAAAUGCAUCAACAACACAUACUUCAACCGAAUGAAAGAACUGUCAACAAACCCAAACAUGGCUGCAUGGCUGAGAUUCAUGAUCCGUGAUGUUCUCGAAUUGCGUGCAAAUAACUGGGUCCCACGGCGCGAAGAGGUUAAAGCCAAAACCAUCACUGAGAUCCACUCAGAGGCAGAGAAGAACAUGGGGUUGCGUGCCGGUUCUACUGCAAGUCUAAGGAUUCCUCGUGGACCUAGCCCUGGAAUGAGUAAGAUGCCGGGUAUGCCUGGACUUGAUAUUGCACCAGCUGGACGAGCUCAACCGCCACUACUGAAUCUAAGUAAUCCUGCCCGGGGCAGUUGUAGCACCAUACAUGGAUAUGUCAUGGAGCAAGCAUCCCGAUUGAAUCCAAGGAGUCCUGACCGGGGCAGUUGUGGCAUCAUACAAGGAAAUGUCAUGGAGAAAGCAUCCCGGUUGAAUCUGAAUAGUCCUGACCGGGGCAGUUGUGGCAUCAGACAAGGAAGUAUGAUGGAGCAAGCAUCCCAAUUGAAUCCGAGUAAUUCUGCCCGGGGCAGUUGUGGCAUCAUACAAGGAAAUGUCAUGGAGAACGCAUCCCGAUUGAAUCCGAAUAGUCCUGACCGGGGCAGUUGUGGCAUCAUACAAGGAAAUAUGAUGGAGCAAGCAUCCCAGUUGAAUCCGAGUAAUUCUGCCCGGGGCAGUUGUGGCAUCAUACAAGGCAAUGGGCAUGUCAUGGAGCAAGCAUCACGAUUGAAUCCGAGUAGUCCUGACCGGGGCAGUUGUGGCAUCAUACAAGGAAAUAUCAUGGAGCAAGCAUCUCGAUUGAGUCCAAGUAAUUCUCCCCGGGCCAGAUGUGGCAUCAUACAAGGAAAUGCCAUGGAGCAAGCAUCCCAGUUGAAUCCGAGAAAUUCUGCCCGGGGCAGUUGUGGCAUCAUACAGGGGCAUGUCAUGGAGCAAGCAUACCAAUUUCCUGGCUCAAACCGACAUUCACAAUCUACGGCUGCUUCUGGAUUUGCAGAAACUGGAAAGCAUUGUUGCGAAUCCAAAGGGACUCUGAAUAGCACUGCAGAAACCUUCAACCCGGUAGAGCUCAAAAAGAAAACCGUUGCACUUUUGGAGGAAUACUUCAGCUUCGGGCUCUUGGAGGAAGCGUUGCGGCGUAUCGUAGAACUAAAUGCCACGUCACACUUUCCCGAGGUUGUGAAUGACGCAAUUGCCCUUGGCUUAGACAAGAGCCCGCCUUGCGUUGAGCACGUGUCAGAACUCCUCGAGGUCUUGCACGCUAUGAGGGUAUUUUCUUCCGAGGAUUUGAGGAAUGGGUGCAUGCAAUUUGCUGGCGUGUUGGAUGAUCUUGCCAUGGAUUUGCCAAAAGCGCCCGCCGGUUUCGGGGGUAUUAUUGGAAGGCUGGUUUUGUGUGGGGGAUUGGACUUUGGUGUGGUGAAAGAGAUGAUCAUGAAGAAGGUGAGGAAUGAGAUGUACAUGAAAGAUGUGUUUUCUGCUGCAAUGGCUGUGGUGAAGUCUUCUUCUCCACCAUCUGGCAAAGUGAUCAUAGAUUCACAGGCAAAUGAUAUUGGGACAUGUCAGAGUUUAUUCAGUUGAUCUUAUUUAAUUAUUUUUUUUUUUGUUAAAGUAGGUAGACAAUCUAUUUUUAUGGGAAUCAUUAGAGUCAUUUAUACAAAUCAUUUCUUUCAUAUAUGCAAGUAUGCAAUUGAUUUCGCAAGCUUUCGUAGAACUGAAAAUAUCCACAUAUGUUUUGGUUAAUUUUUUAAUGUUAAAUAGACAACUUUAUCCUAACAAAUUAGAUUAAGAGUA
This is a messenger RNA of Cuscuta campestris, 2979 nucleotides long. Lineage: Eukaryota; Viridiplantae; Streptophyta; Magnoliopsida; Solanales; Convolvulaceae. The record is from the annotation of a GenBank genome assembly.